Molecule: messenger RNA, 741 nt
Organism: Suillus discolor
Lineage: Eukaryota; Fungi; Basidiomycota; Agaricomycetes; Boletales; Suillaceae
Exons: 6
Coding region: 1-741 (246 amino acids)
Source: RefSeq, a predicted model, not a curated record
AUGAGUGAGACUAUUGAGUCUGUCAAUCCUCAUUCGAGCAACAGCUAUGCUCAUCCAAGCCAUUGCCCACCGUCCACAGUUGGACAUGAGUGUGUCAAUCUUUGUUCAAGCAACGGCCAUGCUGAUCCAAGUUGUCAGCCACCAUUUGCAGUUGGUGAGUCUGUCGAUCCUCAUUCGAGCUCGAGCCACGCUGAUCCAAGCUGUUGCCCACCGUUCACAGUGAGAUCUAACUGUACUGCUUCUGCUCUCCUCAUCAACCACCACUACCAUUACUUCAUGAAGUUCAAUGAUGAUAAUGUGCCAAAACCAGUGCAGAACAGGCCCUACCUGGGUGAUAUGAUGGUUCACCUCAUGAAGGGCCAUUACUUCAAUGGACUGAAGUCAGUCAGUGUCAUGUUUGGGAAAAGAUUUUCUGAUAUUGCCAAGAAUAAAGCCAAAAGGCCCGAGGUCACAAUUCCAAUGGUUGCUUUGACAGCCACUUCAGUGUAUGCAGCAUUCUUCUGGAAGGCACAUGGCACUCCAGCCAAGUUUAACUUCACUGGAAAUCAAUUUAGCAAGGUCUAUUUCUUCCAUGUCAAAUUUCUAAAAGAUCUCAGUGCAAAAUCACCUGAGAAAUUCCACAAGCUGAUGGCUGAUAUCUUCACUGCAAUACAGGAUCUCAUGCAGUACAAUAAUUCCACCACUGAUGCAGAAGCUGAUGCGAUUGCAUUCCUCGGCCUCGAUGGGAUGGAUGAGGACUAA